UGUUAUAAAUCCUUUUGAUAGAAAAGUGUGGGGAGCAAAGAAUUGUUGAUUGGAAUGAACUCAAUCGAUUGUAACCUUCUUAGAUGUACUCUGAAAAGGCAAAGUGAAAAUGAUUUGGCUGAAACUUGAUAACUUGAGCAAGAAAAUGAACAAUAACUACAGUUUUGCCAAAAUUUCACACAAUGGGACCCUAGGUAAUGCAGACGGCCUAACCAGUAAAUCAAUAGAAGUAAUGCAAUGAGAGAUUGGGCCCUUAAAACUUGAAUCUUCAAUUCUGUUAUAUUUGCCACGUAAUAUUUACCAUAUCUAUUCCUUCUCCAGGGAGCAUUAAAUUGAAAGUGAAGCCCGGAUCAAAUAAGCUGUUAUGACUUCCUUUUCUUUCUGCCCUUGAAGGUUAGAAGGAACAGGCGAUAAGGAAGAGUACACAAGUCAGAGAUGUUCUCAUUGUUUUAUGGACUUUGGAAGUAUAUGUUUAGCUUUGUUGGAAAAGUUGAAGUCAGUGUACUCAAACUUGGAAGGUCUCCCCCCUGAUCGAAUUGUUCCUACUGUAGGACUCAAUAUAGGUCGUAUUGAAGCGUCAAAUACAAAACUUGUGUUCUGGGACCUUGGAGGCCAGCCUGGUCUACGUUCUAUUUGGGAGAAAUAUUAUGAAGAAGCACAUGCCGUGAUAUAUGUAAUUGAUGCUGCUUGUCCGGCACACUUUGAAGAUUCAAAAUCUGCACUGGAAAAGACUCUUCGACAUGAAGACUUGCAAGGAGCCCCUCUUUUGAUAUUAGCAAACAAGCAGGAUCUUGCUGAAGCUGUAUCAGCCGAAGAACUUGCCCGAUACCUUGAUCUUAAAAAAUUGGAUGAAAGGGUUUACAUGUUUGAAGGUGUUUCAGCAUAUGAUGGGAUGGGGAUUAAAGAAAGUGUAGAAUGGCUAGUGGAUGCAAUGGAGAGAAGCAAGAGAACUGAAACGUUAAGAGCUCGUGCAGGUGUAACCGGCUCUGCUACUGCAUAGAAGACGGUAUAUCACAUUGAAGUUGUGUUUUUUUUUUUUUUUGGCCCCACUUUAAUUUCUGUAGAUAAAUCAGGGCUUAGUAUUGGAUUCUAAAUGAUUACAAAUUAGUUUUCUUUUUCUUUUUCUUUUAAAUACAUAUAUUUGGCCUAGUAGUGCUUAUUGUAAUUUCACCAACAGAAUUGCAAAUAAUACUUAUUAUUACUAGUUUUAUCUUC
This is a messenger RNA of Juglans microcarpa x Juglans regia, 1215 nucleotides long. Its product is annotated as ADP-ribosylation factor-related protein 1-like. The record is from RefSeq and is a predicted model, not a curated record. Bases 452 to 1000 code for a protein of 182 amino acids. Gene Ontology annotation, molecular function: GTP binding; GTPase activity. Gene Ontology annotation, biological process: intracellular protein transport; protein localization to organelle; Golgi to plasma membrane protein transport. Gene Ontology annotation, cellular component: Golgi apparatus. The transcript is spliced from 6 exons. Lineage: Eukaryota; Viridiplantae; Streptophyta; Magnoliopsida; Fagales; Juglandaceae.